UCUCCAGAAGAGAGCUCAUAAUAUUGUUAAAUUAGAAAAAUUUUCAAGAAAACAGUUAACCUUUUAUUUUGUUAAAUUAACUCUUCAAUCCAUAUGAAUCUUAAUCUUAAUUCAAUCAUCCAAUUGGAAUCAAUUUGUGGUGAAUCAAUUCUAUGGGAUGUUAAUUCAACUUGGAAUUCAGAUUCUCCUAAAUUGUCUCGAUGUUUUCACACUACGAUUCUCAAUUGGUUACCAACUUGUUUCCUUUGGUUACUUUGCAUCUAUGAAAUUAGACGAACAAUUAAAAUACGGAGACAAUUGAUUCCUUGGAACUGGAUUAACACAUGCAGAUUAAUUUUAUCCACAUUAAAUAUCCUCGUAAACUGUUUACAAUUAGUCAACAUAAUCUUCAGAUAUUUCAAUUCAUCUAAUCCAUCAGUUGCUGCUGAUUUUUACUCUUCCUCAACUAAUAUUGUUUCUUUUACAUUGGUCAGUCUCUUAUUCCAUUACCAUCGUUUGCGUGGUAUUCGCACAAGUGCCAUCAUAUGGAUUUACUUUUUUCUACAAACAAUUUGUACUUUUCUAAUCGCUUAUUCGACUUGGGUCAAUUCUUCCGAAUACACUGGGACAGAGGUCAUUUUAAUGAAUAUCUUUUUCGUGUCUAAUCUCCAUCUACUUAUCAUAACUUCUUUUACCGAUAGACCAAAUUCGUUGACCUAUGAAUACAACUCGAUAGCUGAGAAAGACAACAAAUACAGUAAGAAGUAUAGUCCAGAAAACGAGGCUUCUUUUCCAAGUGAAGUAUUAUUCUCGUGGUUCAACAAUAUGGCCAUUUUGGGCUGGAGAACUUCUUUGACUACCAAAGAUUUAUGGGAGCUUCGAGAUGAUUUGAAAACAGAAAAUCUCAUUGGAGCUUUUGAUUCGAAAUUGCAUCAACAGGUUGAAAAACAAAAAAGAUUAUUCAGAAUUUACGAUGAUACAAAUGUCUCAUCUCAACCCAAUCAACCCUUCAAGGUUAAAGUGAACAUAAUCCCGAUUCUAAUCAAAGUUUAUGGCAUAUAUUUGAUGAGCGGAGCUUUUUUCAAAUUGGUUCAAGACGUACUUUCAUUCAUAAUCCCACAAUUAUUAAAGUUAUUAAUCUCAUUCAUAAAGAACCAAUCAAGUGAACCCAUUUGGCAUGGAUUCUUAAUUGCAUUCGCAAUGUUCAUCAUCUCAUUUGCUCAGACCGUUUUCGUGAAUCGUUAUUUUUAUAGCAUGUAUAUUCUUGGAAUGAGAGUAACUUCAACUUUGACUGCGGCAAUUUACAAGAAAUCGCUGAAUCUUAGCGACAAAGCGAGCAAAGAAGUUAAUUCGGGAGAAGUUGUUAAUCUAAUGUCCGUCGACGCCAAAAGAUUUCUGGAUCUACUUCCGUAUCUUAACUUAAUCUGGUCUGCACCUUUGCAAAUUCUUUUGUCUAUUUGGUUUCUUUAUAUCGAACUAGGAUAUUCUUCUUUGUUUGGUCUUGGUGUGAUGGUGCUGAUGAUGCCGAUCAAUGGAGCGACUAUUCAUUUGUGUCAAAAGUUUCAAGUAAAAUUCAUGGAGCAAAAAGAUGAGAGAGUAAAGUUCAUGAAUGAAAUUCUGAGCGGGAUAAAGAUUAUUAAAUUUUAUGCUUGGGAAAAUUCAUUUCUAAAGAUCGUCAAUGAGCUACGAAAGAAAGAGUUGGGUCACUUGAGAAGAUUGAGCUACUUGGAAAACUUCAGUGCCUUUUUGUGGCUUUGCUCUCCAAUGAUUGUAUCGGUGGCCACUUUCGCCGCAUAUGUGUUGAUUCAAAAAGAAUCAUUAACAGCAGAAAAAGCAUUCGUUUCUCUUUCGCUAUUCCAUCUACUCCAAAAUCCUUUAUCUAUGCUACCCGAACUUUUGUCGUAUUUCGUCAUGACUUCCAUAUCUAUAAGGAGAAUCAACAAAUUUCUUAGCUACGAGGAUCUUGAUCCUUAUGUAACAAAAGAUCAAGAAAUUGAUGCUAUUUCUGUCGACGAUGGUUAUUUCAAGUGGAAUAAAAAAAAGAAAAUUAAAGAGACCAAGAAGAGAAAAAGUUUACUUGGAUUGUUCAGAGGAGGAAAAGAGGAAAUUAUGAAUGAUUCAGAAUCUCCUCAGGAAAAAAUUCCGACAUUACAAAAGAUCAACAUGAAAGUGAAACCUGGUUCGUUUGUAGCGAUUGUUGGUUCUGUUGGUAGUGGUAAAAGUUCAUUGUUAAGUGCGAUUCUAGGAGAGAUGGAGAAAAUAUCAGGACGAAUUAAUAUCAAUGGAAAAUAUUCAAUCGCUUAUGUCGCUCAACAAGCAUGGAUUCAAAAUACUUCAUUGAAAAACAACAUCUUAUUUGGUUCUCCGUUUGAUGAAAGUAAAUAUAAUCAGGUAAUUUCUGCCUGUGCAUUAGAACCUGAUAUCGCUUAUUUACCUGGAGGAGAUGAAACGGAAAUCGGCGAGAAAGGAAUUAACCUUUCAGGUGGACAAAAACAACGAGUUAGUCUUGCUCGAGCUUGUUACAGUGAUUCUAAUCUGUUCAUUUUAGACGAUCCAUUAAGUGCUGUCGAUGCUCAUGUAGCUCAACAUAUUUUCAAAAAAGUUCUGAGCUCAAAAACUGGAAUUUUAAGGAAUAAAACUCGAGUUUUAGUUACCAACAAGUUGGAUCUUUUAUCUAAAGUCGACAGUAUUUAUGUUCUAACCAAUGGCUCGAUUACCGAGAAUGGAACAUACAAACAAUUGAUGGAAGCUGAAGGAGAGUUUUGUGAUCUUGUCGAGCAAUUUACAAAUCAAUCAGUCGAAAAAGAUAAUGAACAACAUGAAGAAUCAACUAACAAUAAACCCAUUGAUGAAGAAUACAGUGUCAAGCUAUCUAAUGAAGAGAAUAACGAUAAAACAAAAUUGAUCGAAAAUGAAGAAUCACAAACGGGGAGAGUUAAAUGGUCGGUUUACUUUGAAUACUUCAGAAUGGUUUCUAUACUCUGGACAUCACUGAUUGUUUUGAGCUAUGGAAUUUCAAAUGGAUUCCAAGUAGCAUCAUAUAUUUGGUUGUCCAAGUGGUCAAGUGAUUCGACCACUCGAAACGUUACUUUGCCCAACCCCGAAAUGAGGCUUGGAGUUUAUAGUUUUUUGGGAUUUUGUAGAGGUGGUCUUACUCUUCUUGGGUCUUUUUCACUCGUCAACGGUACAUUGAGAGCAUCAACUGAAUUUCAUCGAAAUAUUGCUUAUAAGGUCUUCCGGUCACCUAUGUCCUUUUUUGACACCAAUCCCAAUGGCCGAAUCGUUAAUAGAUUCUCAAAAGAUAUUGAUGUGAUCGAUACUGGAUUACCAAUAUUCUUGAAUUAUUGGAUUUUACACCUUUUCGAAGUAAUUUCCGCAUGUAUCAUCAUUUGUAUCCAUACUCCGCUGUUUAUCAUUACUCUGGUUCCAAUCACGAUGAUUUAUACUUUUAUCCAACAGAUUUAUAUGUCAUCGUCUCGACAACUUAAGAGACUCGAAUCGGUCACUCGAUCACCGAUUUAUUCACAUUUCGGAGAAACACUAAAUGGAGUCAGUACUAUUCGAGCUUUUAAUGUCUCCGAGAGAUUCAUUCAAGAAUCGGCUUAUAAAGUAGAUCACAACCUUUCGUGUCUCUUUCCCAGUAUUGUAGCGAAUCGAUGGUUGAGUAUAAGAAUAGAACUAUGUGGUAAUCUAAUGGUUCUAUCAACUUCCAUUUUCGCCGUUCUUUCUCGAGGUUCUCUUGAUCCCGGGGCUGUUGGUCUCGCUGUUUCGUACGCUCUUAGUAUAACUGCAUCACUCAAUGAGCUCGUUCGGAUGGCAUCUGAUUUGGAUACCAGUAUAGUGGCAGUUGAACGUGUUAUGGAAUAUUGUAAAUUAAAAAGCGAAGCUGAUUGGUAUGAAGGUAAAGUUAUGCCACCUGAAGAUUGGCCAUCAAAAGGAUCAAUUAAAUUCGAUAAAUAUGAAACUCGAUAUCGAGAAGGAACCGAAUUGAUUUUGAAAGGAAUUUCAGGAGAAAUCAAAGGAUUGGAAAAGAUUGGAAUUGUUGGUCGAACUGGAGCUGGUAAAUCGACAGUUACUCUGUCAUUGUUUAGAUUAAUUGAAGGAUCAGGAGGAUCGAUUUCUAUUGAUGGUCUUAAUAUCAGCGAAUUACCUUUGCAUCCAUUGAGAUCUCGUCUUGCAAUUAUCCCUCAAGAUCCAGUCCUUUUUGGUGGAACCUUGAGAUUCAACUUGGAUCCAUUUGAUUGUUAUUCAGACAAUGAUAUUUGGGAUGCAUUGUCUCAUGCUCAUCUCAAACAAUUCGUUAAUAAUACUGGUCAAGGUCUUAAUUACCAAAUAGCCGAGGAAGGAAAAAAUCUUAGUGUUGGACAGAGACAAUUGUUGUGUUUAGCAAGAGCUUUACUGAAGAAACCAAAGAUUCUAUUCCUGGAUGAAGCAACUGCAGCGAUUGAUUUGGAAACGGAUUCAUUGAUUCAGAAAACAAUCAGAACAGAAUUUAAAGAUUGUACAAUAUUAACCAUCGCUCAUCGUUUGAAUACAAUAUUAGAUUCUGAUCGAGUGAUGGUCUUGGAUCGAGGUCAAAUCGCGGAAUUCGAUGAACCUAAAGUUUUGCUAGAGAACAAACAAUCAAUAUUCUAUUCAUUAGCUAAAGAGGCUAAUCUUGUCUCUUGAUUAUUGAUGCAAUCAAUUUAAUUUCUAUUUGUAUUUAUUUCUUCAUCAUCAUCAUCAUCUCCUUCACCAAUCAACAGGUGAUAUUGGUAUCUUACUCUGUUGUAAUCAUUAAAUUAAACACAAUUAAAUUGAAUACUUAGGAAUAAAAAGGAAAAAACUUUUUACUCUUAAAAAUGAAGUUUAAUAAUCACCUUUGUUAUCAAUUGUCAAUUAACUCAUAGCAACAGGUUGAUUUGACCAAGGUCAACUUAACUGUUCAAAAAUUAAAAAUUUAACAAGUUUGAUCGAGUU
Messenger RNA from Panonychus citri (citrus red mite), 4938 nucleotides. Its product is annotated as ATP-binding cassette sub-family C member 3-like. Gene Ontology annotation, molecular function: ABC-type transporter activity; ATP binding; ATP hydrolysis activity. Lineage: Eukaryota; Metazoa; Arthropoda; Arachnida; Trombidiformes; Tetranychidae. Gene Ontology annotation, cellular component: membrane. Gene Ontology annotation, biological process: transmembrane transport. The coding region runs from base 94 to 4647 and encodes 1517 amino acids. The transcript is spliced from 7 exons. The record is from RefSeq and is a predicted model, not a curated record.